CCAGAAAUCGCGGGAAAUGCGCUCCAGUAGCCUUCAAAAUCCAAAAAUUUUCUGGGGGAGCAUGCCCCCAGAACCCCUAGAUAGCUUCGCGGCAUGCCGCGAACCUCACCCCCAGCGCUUGCCUAUUAAAUUCGGUCACCGCACGCCACUGGACUUCAUGACAUUUGAACGAGAACGAUUUUUUCUUUGCAUGUUUGAUGCAUGCGAGACUUUGCAUACAGUGAUAUGUAGCUUAAAAAAUGGCGUAUUCUCUAUUUAAAGUAAGGGUUACAUAAAGAAGAGCGCCAUGACCGCUCCAACGUCUGCGGGAGAACGGCUCAUUGACUAUUUCGUUGUUUGCGGACUUGACAAUGUGUUCUGCUUGGAACCCGACCAGCUAUUAGGUGAUUCACAUCACGUUCCACCCCUUGAAAGGUCUUAUCGGGCAAAGACAUUAGCUCAUUAUCUCGAUCAUGUCCCCUGGAAUCCAUUUGAUGAACAUGCAGUUUGCAUGUUAUCACUACCGAACGGUCUUCAAUUCAAGCUCAACACAGAAACUCACAAUCCGUCAUUUCACUCCUUUCUUAUAACGCGCGAGGACGGCUCGAGGAUGAACGGUUUUUCUCUCACGUUUUACGAAAAAGUGAAAGACUACGAGAUAUGUCAAGCGAUGCAGGUUCUACAAGAUAUGUAUAUUGCCGAGUUGGCGCUAUCCUCUAACAAUUCCAGGUCACAUUCUGCCGUACAUUGCCAUAGCCAUGUAGAGGGGUUUCAUUCGUACGAGCGCAAGAAUUUCCCGUCACCAACACGCAAAGGCAUUAAGUUGUACGAUUCAGAAGAACACAAUCUUCUUGUUUCCAAGUCCCUGUGUCUGGUCAUGCCUUUUCCUUUUGUGAGCGCAGCAAAAUCGUGCCUGAAUAAGAUAUAUCAGGGGGGGUUGAGUGAAGGUACAUUCAGGUUAACAAUGGAAUGCUACAUCCACAAUCUGAUUUAUGAAGUGCCACUGCCUCCCCCGGGAAGGAAUCUAAAGUUUACCUGCAUUAGAGAUGACGUGUUGUGCCAAAGGCCGGGCGAGAAUGAAUGAUUACCCUUUGGAAGUUUGGAAGAUGUCUUCAAUUUAAUUGGUGUGAAAGAUUUUAUAAAACUUAUUUCGUGUGUGAUGUUGGAGCAUCAGAUAUUGAUUUUGGGAUCUGACUUUUAUACAUUUAUGUUGGUCGCUGAAACCAUUGUGUCUUUAAUUUUUCCAUACAAUUGGCAACAUGUGUAUGUGCCCAUACUUCCCGCCUCUCUUCUUCAUUUCCUCGAAGCUCCCGUACCUUUCAUCAUGGGUCUAUACUGCAAGGACACAGACGACAUAGAUGAUUUUCUUCCCUCAAAGUCUUCUCUUUGCUGUUUGGAUAUCAACAAUCGAGUUUUGACAGUUCCAGAAGAAUUACCAGACUUACCGUUCGCCGAAGAAUUGGCACGAGACCUUUCGGAAGUGCUUGUUAAAUUUAACAGCAAAAGAAUUAAAAGUGUUUCGAAAAUGGACUCCUCUACUUCACCUACAAAUAGAAAAAAGAAAUCUCUUGACGAACGUGUAACUGCUAGAAAAUUUGUCAAAAAACUCGAUGUGUGGAAAGCCGGAUCAAGUUAUUUAAGAGCAGCUAAAAGCGUUUCGAACUUAUCUAUUCAGGAAAAUCCUCGACUGGCAUCGUUGGAUAAAGUUGCUCGCAAAACCGGAAUCCAAACGAACUUGAAUAUGCAAAAAUAUAAAAGUUUGACCGACAUCAAUAAUAUGGACCCAAAGUUGAACGACAUGACGAAAGCUUUGGACUCAGGCAUGAUUCGACAGUACGAGUUCAAUGUGGAGGUGCGCGAAAUUCUUUUAAACUGCUUUAUACAGGUUUUUCUCGACUACGAAAGCUUCGUGUUUCAUCCGAAAGAUGACCAGGACGUGGAAGAAUGGAUUCAAAAUCGCGAAGAAAUGGAGAAUUUCGACAAGACUGCCUUCCAGUCCGAUCAACCAGCAACGUUUUUGUCUUUUCUUUCACCUUUCAUCGAAACACAAAUGUUUGCUUCAUUUAUCGACGCAAAACUGAUCAGUUUGUCGGAGCGUGAUUCUAGAUUCGAGUUAUUUGAUCAAACGAUAUCUUCCAUGAAGAAUAGAUUGGACAUAAACAGAUCACAUUCCUACGAGAAAUGCCAAAGUACAAAAAGCUCGGGUUGGUAUAUUUUAAGCAAGUACCUUCAAGAAAACGAAAAUGCCCGCAGUCCAAAGUCUCAACUCGGCGAUAUGAGUCUAAAUUCAUCUGAUGCACACAUCAACUUCAUUCAACGAUUAUUGACCGAGUGCAAAGCGAGGACGAAAAGAAUGCUGGUAAUGAAGAUGGGCCAGGAAGCGAGGGACCUGGGUCAUAAUGACGCGAAUGGAGUUGAAGAAAACAGUCUGAUUGCCGGUUUGUGUGACCUCCUGGACAGAAUCUGGGGUCAUGGGCCUUACGAUUUGAAGGCUAAAUCUCCAUUAUGGCUCCAUAUAAUGUCCUACUACAACAGUUGGGAUGGAGAUGAGAUGAUUAUGAAUGAAGGCAGUUCCAACUCACCCUGUAAAUUUCCUUCUGGUCGAUGGCUAUCAAAAAGCAAUGACGAUGGUAGUACGUAGAGGUUAUUGGUUGGCGAGCUUCAAAGAAUACACAACAAUAACCAUAAUGAGGAGAAUAAAAUUUCUGUGGUUCAAGAAAACCUUGCAAAUGCUGUCAAUAAGAUCGUGAAAUACUUUUGCACAGAGGAAUCGGAAGAGAGAGGAUAUUUAACGUAUUUAUUAUGUGGUGAAAAUGGACUUUGUGACUCAUUGGAGCAGAUAUGAACAUCAACAUUUACUAUCGAUGCUCAAAGAAAGAAGAUGUGUUCCCAACAAACAUAACAUUGUCGCGUAUUUAUGUUCUAUUUUCCUCAUUGUGGAGGUAACCUUGUUUGUCUCACGCAAAGACAGUGUAAUCGUGUAAUAUAUAUAUGGAAUUCAAAGGACUAUACUUGAAUAGAAUAAGACUUCACAUUAAUGUAGUCCAUUACACUCGAGGCUAAAAUAGAUUAAACUGAAAUUUUCAAAUAUAUUAAUCUUUCUUAUUUUACAAAUAAUCUAUAAAAAUCCAUACAUUUCAAUCCAA
Molecule: messenger RNA, 3125 nt
Organism: Xenia sp. Carnegie-2017
Lineage: Eukaryota; Metazoa; Cnidaria; Anthozoa; Malacalcyonacea; Xeniidae
Product: DENN domain-containing protein 5A-like
Exons: 12
Molecular function (GO): guanyl-nucleotide exchange factor activity; small GTPase binding
Source: RefSeq, a predicted model, not a curated record